Dromiciops gliroides (monito del monte) is the source of this 4116-nucleotide messenger RNA. Its product is annotated as zinc finger protein 420-like. Gene Ontology annotation, biological process: regulation of DNA-templated transcription. The record is from RefSeq and is a predicted model, not a curated record. The transcript is spliced from 12 exons. The coding region runs from base 1 to 3729 and encodes 1242 amino acids. NCBI's taxonomy places the organism in Eukaryota, Metazoa, Chordata, Mammalia, Microbiotheria, Microbiotheriidae.
AUGAACUUUGACAUCCCUUUCAACACCACAUCUGUGAAAGUGCUUUGUAAGGCUCAGUACACUUCCUAUACUGAGCCUCCAACUGACAGGUCCAGUUGCUUUUCCUCCACGUGGCAGCUGGCUCUGCCCUCAGUUGCCCCGAAGGCAGAGAAGUGCAGUGCACCCAAGGCCAAGGUCUGCAUCUUGAGGACCCCUCUGUCCUUGCACAGCAGGUGGGAGCAGCCGGGGAGGAGCAUGGCCCCUGUGCGGCUGGUAGCCCAGGCCCCCAAGGUAUCAGUCACACUCCAGGACGUGUCCGUGGAAUUCACUGGGGAGGAGUGGCGAAGCCUAACCCAGGCUCAGAAAGAGUUAUACAAGGAUGUGAUGCUGGAGAACUAUAAGAACAUGGUCUACCUGGGAUUCACAGUCUCUAAUCCAGAUGUGAUGUCCCAGCUGGAGCGAGGGGAAGCAGCUUGGACACCAGAGGGAGGCCGCCCCACAAGCACCUCUCCAGGGAGUAAAAGAGUUAUUCAGCAGCAGAAAGUUUGUACGUCAGAGAAACGUUAUCGAUGUAAUGACUGUGGGACAACAUUCCUAGACUACAAACAGCUUGCCCAACAUCAGAAAAUUCGUCCUGGAAGAAAACUUUAUGAAUGUAAUGAAUGUGGGAAGUCCUUCCUGGAGAAAUCCAAAUUUAUUGUGCAUCAAAGAAUUCAUACUGGAGAAAAACCUUUUGGAUGCAACAAAUGUGGGAAGGUAUUCCGCCAGAACUCGCAACUUAUUCGACAUCUGAGAAUUCAUACUGGAGAAAAACCUUAUGAAUGUAUUAAAUGUGGGAAGGGCUUUCACCAAAGCUCAGACCUUAUUCGACAUCAUAAAAUUCAUAUUGGAGAAAAGUGUUAUAAAUGUAAGGAAUGUGAGAAGACUUUCCUUGAGAGCUCAGCACUUGUUCGACAUCAAAGAAUUCAUAAAAGAAAGAAACCUUAUGAAUCCAAUGAAAAUGAGAAGACUGUCCAUGAGUGCAAAUACUUUACUGAACCUCAGAGAGUCCACGCAGGAGAAAAACCUUCCAAAUGUAUGGAAUCCAUUGGCAAGGAAUUCAAUUUAAAGAAACAUCAGAAAACACAUACUGGAGAGAAACCUUCUCAGUGGAAUGAAUGUAGGAAGGCCUGUGAGAAUUCAGAAUUCCCUGCAUGUCAGAGAAUUCAACAUCUAGAUAAACCUUACGGAUGUAAUAAAUGUGAAAAGAGCUUUCACCAGAGGCCGGAUCUCAUUCAUCAUCAAAAACUUCAUGUUGGAGAUAAACCUUUUGAAUGUUGUGAAUGUGGGAAGGCCUUUCGCCUUAGGAAACAACUUGUUCAGCAUCAGAUAAUUCAUACUGAAGAGAAACCUUACAAAUGUAAUAAAUGUGAGAAGACCUUUGGCCGGAGUGCACAACUUACUGUGCAUCAGAGAAUUCACACUGGAGAGAGACCCUAUGAAUGCAACGAAUGUGAGAAAGCCUUCAAUGAGAGCAAACAACUUAUUGUACAUCAGAGAAUUCACAGUGGAGAGAAACCUUAUGAGUGUGACAAAUGUGAAAAGGCUUUCCGUCUGAAGACACAACUCACUAGACACCAGAGAAUUCAUACAGGAGAAAAGCCUUAUGAAUGUAAAGAAUGUGGGAAGACUUUCCUGGAGAGCUCAGCACUUAUUCGGCAUCAGAGAGUUCAUACUGGAGCAAAACCUUAUGAAUGCCAAAAAUGUGGGAAGGCCUUUCGCCAGAGCUCACACCUUACUCAGCAUCAGCGAACUCAUACAGGAGAAAAACCUUAUGAAUGUAAAGAAUGUGGAAAGGCCUUCAGUGUGAGGACACAACGUACUCGACAUCAGAAAUGUCACCUUAAAGAGAAAUCUUCCUUGGAGCGUAUGGGGUGUUGGGAGAGGACUCGCACCUCGGCUGAGGGCUGCCCAUGUAUCCCUGGUGUCCACCCGCCGCCCAGCUCCCACCAGUGGCUGCACCAUGCACAGUGGCCACGCCCGGUAAGUCAUCUGGGCAUGCAGGCCAACCCAGGGGAGCUACGAGACGGCACGGAGACAGCUGAAGGCGGCACUACCGAGCCCCGGGUUGGGUCGGACACCUCCGACGCCAAGGCCAUCCUGGGCAUCCCGGCCCUGACCAGCCGCCAGCCUUUGCGCUGCUACGCCCCGCUUAAGUCCGGUUCAUGCACAGGUCAAGACACCCCCCCCCCCAUUGAAGCCACUGGUCCUCUCCCCAAACGGAGGAGGCACAAAAACACGCCCAGCCGGGACACAGUGCCGGGCACACACCUCGCACUGUGUUUCCUUUCAAAGCUCGGCUUCCCUCGCUGGGCAGUUGUCAUGGAAACGGAGAGGGCUGGGCCAAGAAAUCGAAGAUUCUAUCUCGGAUUGGACACGCGAACUGAGGAGGCGGGAGGAAAGUGGGAGCCUGUGUCGUCACUUCCGCCUCUCCCUGUUCUCCCUCCGCCCCCGCCAUCCUCGUCCCGCUCGCGGGCGCUCCGGUUCCUCCCUGUCCUCAGCCGCUGCUGCUGCCACCAGGGUCCGACCCCUGCGUCCUGGGCCGGGGAGCCGGUGACCUUCGGGGGCGUGGCCGUGGACUUCACCCGGGAGGAGUGGCAGCACCUGGACCCUGCCCAGAUGGAGCUGUACCAGGAGGUGAUGCGGGAGACCCACAGGAAUCUCACCUGCCUGGAUGCUGAGGUGAUGCUUGAAGGCAAGGGAUCCACUUCAAAGUCUGGAAUGUCAGCUAAAGAGUCGUCUCAGGAAAGCUGCACCCGGGAUUGUCUCUCUGGCUCCAGUUUAAAAGAAGUUUCUAAAUCUGCCCCCAGGUUGGAGUGGCAAAAGAAGAAUGCAGAAAAGCCGUCUGGGAUUCGUCCUGGAGAGAAAUCCCAUCAAUGUCACGAGUGUGGGAUGAACUUCCGCCAUAACUCACAGCUUUCUCGGCACCAGAGAAUUCACACUGGAGAGAAGCCUUACAAGUGUGAAGAAUGUGAAAAGGCCUUCAGUCGGAACACACAACUUUCUCGUCAUCAGAAAAUCCACACUGGAGAGAAGCCUUAUGAAUGUAAUGAGUGUAGAAAGACCUUCCGUGAGAGCAAGCAGCUUUCUCGGCACCAGAGAAUUCACACUGGAGAGAAACCAUAUGGGUGUAAUGAAUGUGGAAAGACCUUCAGUAGGAGCACAGGACUUACUGAACAUCAGAGAAUUCACACUGGAGAGAAACCUUAUGAAUGUAAUGAGUGUGGGAAAACCUUCCGAGAGAGCAAGCAGCUUACUCGACACCAGAGAAUUCACACUGAAGAGAAACCUUAUGAAUGUAAUGAAUGUGGGAAGGCCUUCCGCUGGAGAACAGAACUUACUUCUCAUCGAAGAAUUCAUACUGGAGAGAAGCCAUAUGAGUGCAGUGAAUGUGGCAAGGCCUUCCGCCUGAGUGCACACCUUAUUCAACAUCAGAGUAUCCACACUGGGGAGAAACCUUAUGAAUGUAAUGAAUGUGGGAAGGCCUUCCGCUGGAUCACAGGGCUGACUUCCCAUCACAGGAUUCACACUGGAGAGAAGCCAUAUGAGUGCAGCAUAUGUGGGAAGGCCUUCCGCUGGAGAACGGUUCUCACUUCCCAUCACAGGAUCCAUAUGGGAGAAAAACCAUUUGAAUGUCAUGAAUGUGGGAAGGCUUUCCGCCUAAGCAAACAUCUGAUUCAACACCAGAGAAUUCACAGUGAAGCCUUUUGAAUGGCAAUGCCUUAUAAAGUUAAUGAAUGAAGACUUCAGCCAGGACACACUGAGAAUUCACACCUAGGUAAAGGCCUAUAGAUAAAGAAAUCCCCUGGAUAGUGUCACACAGCACCUGUUUUUCUUUUCAGGUCCCCAGAUAUCUGCCAACUUUAUCACCUGUGCUUGUAUGAGAUGACUUAGACUGCUACUACUAUGUUCUCUGUGAAUCUGAUGGCACUUGCUUCCUCCAAACCACUUCUCAGACGCCUUCAAAAGCAUUAUCCUCACUCUUCACCUUCCCUUCUAACAGAGAGGAAGAAGUAUUCUCCCUCCUUGCUGAAACGAAAUUGCCUGCUAACACCUAAGAGCCUGCCUGCCUGCCUCCCCCUCCCCCUCCCCAUUCCC